AUGUCAAAUCUCAACAAGCUUGACUUUGUCGCUUUGGAAGUUUCCGGAAGGAACUAUCUCAAGUGGACCCAAGAUGUCAAGCUUCAUCUGACUGCAAAUAAGAUGAGAUCAACGAUUAUUGCUGACAACAUCACCCCUGAAGACAUGAAGGCAAGGGCUAUGAUUUUCAUCAGGAAACAUAUGGAAGAAGCACUCAAGGUGGAAUAUUUAGCUGAAGAGGACCCACGAUCUCUUUGGGUCGCUCUAGAAGAGCGAUUCAACCAUCAAAGAGCCAUCUACUUGCCGGAAGCAAGACACGAUUGGCAGAACAUACGCUUCCAGGAUUUCAAGACUGUCAAUGAGUAUAACUCUGAAAUCUGCCGGAUUCGGUCACUCCUAAAAUUCUGUGGAGAAGAGCUCACAGAAGCUGACCUACUGGAGAAAACUUUCUCCACCUUCCCUCCUUCCUGUAUGGUCCUGCAGCAACAAUACAGGGAAAGAAACUUUGCUAGAUUCUCUGAAUUAAUCACCAUCCUGUUGCUCGCUGAAAAGAACAACAACCUACUUUUGAGGAAUGAUCAAGCAAGGCCUACCGGUACUAGAGCAAUUCCUUUGCCUGAAGCAAAUAUUAUUGCCCAUCACGAAAAUAAUCGUGGAAGGAGGAACCGGGGCCGUGGAAGGGGAAGAAGGUCUGAACGUCCAAGGCAUGGACGAAGAAAUGGACCCAGAAAUGGCCCAUAUGACCGCGACCACCCAGGCAAUGGCCCAAGGGGUCGAGGAGGACGUGGACAAGGCCCACGUGGUGGAAACCGAAAUGCCCAAGUCCGACAGGCUCAAAUUAGAGAGAACCCUGGUCCGGCCCGUCGCCCUCAAAAUCAGCAUAAUCUAUGUUAUAGAUGUGGAGGCACUGACCAUUGGUCCCGCACCUGUCGUGCAACAGAUGAAGAGAUAGGAGAGUAUCACGCCAGACGCGGAACUCAAGAGGCCAACCUUGUGGAAGAGUCAGUCCCUAUGGAUACCACCUUGGAGAUUACUGAUUUCCAAGCAGCUAUGGAUACCACCUUGGAGAUUACUGAUUUCCCUAUGGAUACCACCUUGGAAAUUACUGAUUUCCAAGCAGCUAAUGGAUACAUCGAGGAUUGA
Messenger RNA from Rosa rugosa (rugosa rose), 1122 nucleotides. RefSeq lists its product as uncharacterized. The transcript has a single exon. Gene Ontology annotation, molecular function: nucleic acid binding; zinc ion binding. Bases 1 to 1122 code for a protein of 373 amino acids. Lineage: Eukaryota; Viridiplantae; Streptophyta; Magnoliopsida; Rosales; Rosaceae. The record is from RefSeq and is a predicted model, not a curated record.